AUGCGAACAGUGGCGCGGCUUGGGCUGGUAGGUGCGGCAUGCAUUGCACUGUUGCUGUACCUAGCACAUAGCACAUCGCCGCAUGCGCAUUCAAGCACGAUCAAGCGGCGCGUGCGCCGCAUCCGAGAUAUUCCGGCGUUUCUAGCCGCACGCAGCGAUGCGAGCGCAGCGCAGCUUGCCGCGCUGGCCAAAAUGCCGAUCAUGCGGGACGAAAUCGAGCUGGAUACGCCGAAUGUAACAGAUCGUCGCGUACUGCUCACUCUCGCACAUAUGGCAACGGAGGCCUACUACCGCACGCCCGACCCCAUUCCCGAUGCGCCGCAGUGGCACUGGUCGAGUGCGUUUGGCUGGGACAAGGAGGGGCUGCGCGGCCAUGUCUUUGCGACCCAGAACAACGAGACAGUUGUAGUCGCGCUUAAGGGUACAAGCGCAUCCUUCCUGCCCGGUGGCGCUACGGGUGGCAGCGACAAGGAGAACGAUAACUUGCUUUUUUCUUGCUGCUGCGCAAGAGUCACCGACGCAUGGAGCCCCGUAUGCGACUGCUUUGACGCCUUACACAAGUGCGACACACAGUGUGUUGGCCGCGCACUGAUCGAUCGGUCGCUCUACUACCCCGCCGCAACUGAACUGUACAACAAUAUGUCGUACAUGUACCCACACAGCCAGCUUUGGAUCACCGGCCACAGCCUGGGCGGCGUGAUUGGAGGUUUUAUGGGAAUCACAUUCGGCGUUCCUGCCGUCACAUUCGAGACACCGGGCGAUCGCAUUGCUGCAGAACGGCUGCAUCUCCCCCUCCCGCCGCCCAGCUACAGCGAUGCGGAGGCGUAUGCUUUGGCGCCCGUUACGCAUGUGUACCAUACAGCCGAUGCGCUCGCCACAGGCCAGUGUGUCGGUGCCAACAGCUUGUGCAGCCGGACGGGGUUUGCGAUCGAGACCAAGUGCCACACGGGCCAAAGUAUUGUGUAUGAUACUGUCGGCAAGCUGAGCUGGGGCGUCGGCGUGCUCUCGCACCGGAUUGUGUACGUAAUGGAGGAGCUGCUCUCUGUAGACUGGGACGUGCUCGUGCGGCGGCAUGGGGGAAAGGAGCAAUUGCCGCCGGUGCCUGAUCCUGCGCGCGAAAGCGCGUGCCAAGACUGCAGCAGCUGGUCCUUUACAUAG
Malassezia vespertilionis is the source of this 1158-nucleotide messenger RNA. RefSeq names its product triacylglycerol lipase (gene ATG15). The record is from RefSeq and is a predicted model, not a curated record. The transcript has a single exon. Bases 1 to 1158 code for a protein of 385 amino acids. Gene Ontology annotation, biological process: neutral lipid catabolic process; macroautophagy; piecemeal microautophagy of the nucleus. Lineage: Eukaryota; Fungi; Basidiomycota; Malasseziomycetes; Malasseziales; Malasseziaceae. Gene Ontology annotation, molecular function: glycerophospholipase activity.